AAACAUCACCUCAUCAUCAACAAUUCAAUUCUCCCCUGCCUUUUCUUUUCUUUUUUUCUUUAAUGACACAUGAAUUUCAAUAUCCCCAAGUAAUUAAUAGUUUCUCUACUAUGUUUUCCCUUUUCCUUUUUUUCCUUUUUUUCUUUUGUAAUUUUGAAAGGAUGAUAUUGCCCUUAUGAUGGUGAGUUUAAUACCACUAUGCCCCCUUUCAUCCCACCUUAAAAUUACCACCAAAUUUGUCCAAAACAAAAGGGUAGCCAUAGAAACCAGAGACGCGAGCAUCAGCCCAACAUCAUCAAAUCAAACACUUUCCUAUCUUUUGAAACUGCCCCUUGUUUGUCUUUUUAGUGUGUUCCUCUGGUUCCAAAGGAGAAAAAGGCCAAACCCCCAUUUCAUCCUCAUGUCUCCUCCUCACAAAUCCUUCUGAGAAUCAUUUCACUUCAAGAAGCUCUUCCAUUUCUCCCUUGAGAAAAUUCCCUUGUAGGAACAGGUAGAGGGAACAAACUAACGAAAAAUGGCAAUCUGCACCGUGUACACAACCCAAUCUCUCAACUCAACAUGCUCAGUCUCUAAACCAGCGAAACCUCAAUUGGGUUUCCACCAGAAGCAGGUGGUUUUCUUCACCAAAAGCAGGAGAAGAUCGGGCAUGAGCAGCUGCGGCAGCAGUGUGAUAACGUGCUCAGCUGGAGAGCAACGGACAGUGGUCAUAGGGUUGGCUGCAGACUCUGGGUGUGGGAAGAGCACCUUCAUGAGGAGGCUGACCAGUGUGUUUGGAGGAGCUGCGGAGCCUCCAAGGGGUGGGAACCCAGACUCCAACACACUCAUCAGUGACACCACCACUGUCAUAUGCUUGGAUGACUAUCACUCACUUGACAGAACUGGAAGGAAGGAGAAGGGUGUGACUGCGCUUGACCCUAGAGCCAACGAUUUUGACCUCAUGUAUGAGCAGGUUAAAGCUAUCAAGGAUGGAAUUGCUGUUGAGAAGCCCAUCUACAACCAUGUCACCGGCCUCUUGGAUCCUCCCGAGACCAUCAAGCCUCCCAAGAUCCUCGUCAUUGAAGGUUUGCACCCCAUGUACGAUGCUCGCGUAAGAGACCUCUUGGACUUCAGUAUCUAUUUGGACAUUAGCAAUGAGGUUAAAUUUGCUUGGAAAAUUCAGAGGGACAUGGCUGAGCGAGGACAUAGUCUUGAAAGCAUCAAAGCCAGUAUUGAAGCCCGAAAGCCUGAUUUUGAUGCUUAUAUUGAUCCACAGAAGCAGUACGCGGAUGCAGUGAUAGAAGUGUUACCCACUCAGCUCAUUCCCGAUGACAACGAAGGCAAGGUUUUGAGAGUUCGAUUGAUCAUGAAAGAAGGGGUGACGUAUUUCAGCCCGGUUUACUUGUUCGAUGAAGGCUCCACCAUCUCAUGGAUCCCCUGUGGGAGGAAGCUUACAUGCUCUUACCCUGGCAUCAACUUCUCCUACGGCCCCGACACUUACUACGGCCAUGAGGUACUACACCCUCCCAUCUCUAUUAUUUAUAACAAAAAAAAAAAAAAAAAAUAUCAGAAUUUUAAUCUCAUCUGUCCCCACCAGGUUUCUGUUUUGGAGAUGGAUGGACAAUUUGACAGAUUAGAUGAGCUCAUUUAUGUUGAAAGCCAUCUGAGCAACAUCUCGACCAAGUUCUACGGUGAAAUCACCCAACAGUUGUUGAAGCACUCCGAUUUCCCAGGAAGUAACAACGGAACUGGCCUCUUCCAAACCAUAGUUGGGUUGAAGAUAAGAGACCUCUUUGAGCAAAUCGUCGCCAGCCGGGCUGCAACUCCCUUAGAAGCAACAAAAGCCUAAACCCACUGCCUUACAUAUUGGACAAAUGUCUUCUUACUCAUUCAGCAUUUCCUUUUUUCCCCACCUCCCUCACUAAGCUCUUUCUCAUGUUUCAACUUUGGGUGUUAGCCUAUUCCUCAUAAGAAUGAGAACACUCUCAUAUGUAUUUGUUUCCUCAUGGGAUUCUGUGGAGAUAUGUAGUAUAGAGAAGCUAAAACAGUCAAGAACAUCAUUCAACAUUCAA
This is a messenger RNA of Vitis vinifera (wine grape), 2048 nucleotides long. RefSeq names its product phosphoribulokinase, chloroplastic. The record is from RefSeq and is a predicted model, not a curated record. Gene Ontology annotation, cellular component: chloroplast; cytoplasm. Gene Ontology annotation, biological process: carbohydrate metabolic process. Gene Ontology annotation, molecular function: ATP binding; phosphoribulokinase activity. The transcript is spliced from 4 exons. Bases 515 to 1825 code for a protein of 436 amino acids. Lineage: Eukaryota; Viridiplantae; Streptophyta; Magnoliopsida; Vitales; Vitaceae.